Mugil cephalus (flathead mullet) is the source of this 6437-nucleotide messenger RNA. It is a transcript of the gene st6gal1, whose product is annotated as ST6 beta-galactosamide alpha-2,6-sialyltranferase 1. The coding region runs from base 350 to 1849 and encodes 499 amino acids. Lineage: Eukaryota; Metazoa; Chordata; Actinopteri; Mugiliformes; Mugilidae. The record is from RefSeq and is a predicted model, not a curated record. Gene Ontology annotation, molecular function: sialyltransferase activity. The transcript has 8 exons.
UGUUGUCGGUGCCUUGGUGCUUCGUGCCGCAGCAUCCUGUGCGGUAACCUCACACGGCUGCACAGACAGAGGGAGGAGAGAGGAGGAGGAGGAGGAGAGAGAAGGAGGAGGAGAGCAGACGACGCGCAGCUCCUCCAAAUGCCACCGGACACCGAUCUUGGCCUCGGACCGGACGGACGCACGACGGGACCGCGACGCACGGGACUCACCGGGAACAUGGCGGCCGGAACAACGACGAACUACUAGGGUCGAUAAAUCAGAGGCAGAGGAGCAUCACUUAGCACAGAGGCGAUGAGGGGAAGCCUGAGGACAGCAGCCUGUUUCUAAGCAACAGCAUCAUCAGCGCAGCAUGGGCUACAAGAUCCCGGGGGCGGCGAUGGACCGAGUCAGCCUGCUGUGGCGCCUGAGGCGUCGCGCUCGCCGCGGCGUCGUCUGCAUGGCCUUCUUCUGCGUCUCCAUGGCGCUGCUCUACGCCUUCUGCGCCGAGAACAGCGUCCCCGUCACCGACGCCAUCUUCGGCAUCCGAGCGCGGACCCGGGCUCAGCCUCGGGCGCACUCUGUCAUCAAGGUGCUGCGAGGCGGCGCUAAGCCCAUGUUCAUCGACCCCCAGAAACUCCCCGGCGUCGUCCCGGGCGACCCCCGCCGCCCCAUCCCCGUCCUCUCCUCGCUGAACCACACCCACGAGGACUCGCCGCCGAAGCGCAAGGCGGCGAAGGAGCGGGAGCACGGCGGGUUCUUCUCCCGCCUGCUGCCGCGACCCUUCACCCGGGCUCUGGAGACGCUGUUCGGCGGCCGGAGGAAAGGGGAGCUGAGCGGGAAGGGCGGCGACUCGGAGUUCUUCGGGCCCCACGGGCUCCUCGGGGAGGUGUGGAACGACGAGAUGUCCAGCAACAUGCUGGGGAACCGGCUGAGGAAGGUGGUGCAGAACUACCAGGCGAUGAAUAAGUACGGGGUGGAGCUUCCCGGCCGCGGGGGCGUCGUCUCCGGCCGGCGGAAGCUGAGCGGCGCCGAGCUCCUCUGCCAGCUGAAGGACACGGUCCAGGUCGCGACGCUGACCUCCGACCUCCAGCCCUUCUCCUCGCUGCCGUGGGCCGCUCAGCUCCCGCCGAACCCUCUGACCUCCGACCUCGGGCCGUACAAGAGCUGCGCCGUGGUGUCGUCGGCCGGAUCGCUACGCAACUCCGGACUGGGAAAAGAGAUAGACUCUCAUGACGCUGUGCUGCGUUUUAACGCCGCCCCCACGGCCGGAUACGAGAAAGACGUGGGAUCUAAAACCAGCGUCAGACUCAUCAACUCACAGGUGAUGGCGUCUGAUGACCAUCGCUUCCUGUCCAGCUCCUUGUACAGCUCAGGUGUUCUGGUGGCCUGGGACCCCGCCCCCUUCUCCGCUGACCUCACACAGUGGUACAACAGGACCGAUUACCCCAUCUUCACCCAGUACCAGAGGUACCGGAGGCUCCACCCUCAGCAGCCCUUCUACAUCCUGCAUCCGCGCUUCGAGUGGCAGGUCUGGCAGCGCAUCCAGGACAACAUGGCCGAGCCCAUCCAGAAGAACCCGCCCUCCUCCGGCCUGCUCGGCACCGUCCUGAUGAUGUCGCUGUGCGAGGUCGUGCACGUCUACGAGUUCCUGCCGUCGCGGAGGAAGACGGAGCUCUGCCACUACUACCAGCGGUUCUUCGACGCCGCCUGCACGCUAGGCGCUUACCACCCGCUGCUGUACGAGAAGAACCUGGUCAAGCGGAUGAACCAGGGCUCCGACCGCGACAUCUACACCCACGGGCGAGUCACGUUGCCCGGGUUCAGCGCACUGAACUGCACCCAGGCUGCUGGAGCUUCACCCAAACGCUGAGCGCACGAGCAGCAAACGCAGCAAAGUCGAAACCGUGCAUGAAAAAAAGGAAAAACAUACAUUUCAUGGUACAUUUUUCUCUCAAAGCACACGCACAGGAGUCAUCAGGCUGAUAGGUGAGCCUGCUGUAAACACAUACAUAUCUUUAAAGGGACGAUCCACUGAUAGUUUUCAUACCUUAAAGCACGUACCAGACAAAAUUACUGCCAAAAAACUAUGCAUGAUUCCCAUUCGCCCUCUGGAGUCCAGACUAUAAAUGGCUUUUUUCCAGUCACAGUUAUAUUUUUUUUCAUUUUGUCAAACUGUAUUAACACACUGGACCUAAAACCAGACAAAAACCAUCAAAUCCCAGUUGGAAAAAAGUUAUAUUUUUCUGGGAAAACCACAAAAAUGUUUAACCAACCAUUUUUAUAACUUAGAAUGCAAAUCCAAGCUGUAAAAUUCAAAUGCUUAUUUACAAAUUUAGCAAACAACAAUUUAUUUACAACUAUUUACAAUUAAAAUGCAGGAAAAUCAUCUUCCUUAGCAACCAUUGACACAUCACUUCCUGAUUGGCUGAUGGGAUGCAUUUUCCCACCAAUAGGAAAGGGGCCGUUUUUUUAUUCUUUCCAUCAUUUGCAGCUGGCUAGUUUUCUCCUCUUGCUAGCGUUUUCCUUUUCACCGUGCACAAAACAUGACGACAACAUUCAAGGAAAAGCCUCGUUUGUUUAGAACAUGUCUAGUUUUACUUGGCCUAUCAGCACUAUUCAAAACCCGGUCUAUAUUUUGAAGUUCAGUGAGAAGCGUCUCGAUGCCAUGUCGUCUUAAACCGAUUUGGACUCCAGAGGGUUAAUGUGCCGAUUGUGGGUCAUGCUAAUGUUACAGUCUCCACCAGAGAUUCAAACUCACCACGUAAAACACAAUUAGAUCAGGAUAAUUUCUUGAAUCUCCACAACAAAGGUGGAGAGUUCGGAGUUAGCACGAGCUAUAGAGAUGCUUCGGAUGCAUUAACGGGAACUAAAAGCUAAAAUAAAACCAGACUUGUCCUUUUAAGUCUCAAACUGAACUGUAGAACCAAAAGCCCAAAGUAUCCGCGCAAACAUCUUCUCUGAAUUAUGCUUAAACUCAGUGUACCAGUGUACGGAUCCACUCCUCACUGCCAAUUUGCCAGCUUCCUCUAACAUACAAUCAUCCCGAGGACCAAUCAACUUUCUUUCAGACUAGAUUUUAGCUUUUGGGGAUUUAUUAUUAUUGUUAUUAUUAUUAUUAUUUUUUUCUUACAGCCCUAUUAUCAGGGCUCGAAAAAUCUUCAGUCUGACGUGGUAUUUGUAAUGGUAUUACUCUUAAAGAAAUCUCUGUAAGACCAGACACUAAAUUUGCUGCAAUACGACCUAAACAUCCAUUAAACGUUAUGUGAACAUAAGUUACGAUCUUUGGCUGCAAACUUUUCACCUCAUCAGCAGCUGUUUACCAUUCCUACCUAGCUUCCUAGCUAAUAUCCCAAAAAACAAGCCGAACUAAGGGCAGCUCGGCUGGUUGAGUUUCUUGGAGAUGUUUCAUCAAAGUAGCUUCUUGAGUUCUAAAAGGCUGGUUGGUGGUGGGGAAUGAAACCCACUGCUUCCGGUCUUUGUGCUAGGCUAACGGCGUAAAGGCUAACGGCUUAAAGGCUAACAGCUUAAAGGCUAACGGCGUAAAGGCUAACAGCUUAAAGGCUAAUGGCUUAAAGGCUAACAGCUUAAAGGCUAACAGCUUAAAGGCUAACGGCUUAAAGGCUAAUGGCUUGAAGGCUAAUGGCUUGAAGGCUAACGCUUCCCUGUCACGAUGACUGCCUCAAUACGACCGAACGUACUCAACAAAAACUCAACAACGAAUUAUCUUUUUAUAAUUCUCGACAUAUAUGACGCGACGUUCUCGAAAAACUUGCCGUACUCGACUCGUUCCCAAUGUACCCGACGUUCUCGAACGUAUGCGAUGCUUUUGAGGAUCUUGACGUUCUAGAUGUACGCCACAUUCUCUAGAUGUACGUGAUGUUCUGGGCGUAUGUGACGAACUGGAUGAUCUCAUCAAUCUCAACGUUCUCAAUGAGAUAAAUGACAUUCUUGACGUACGCAACGUUCUCAGCGUAUGCAACGUACUUGACGUACUCAACCUACUUGAUGUUCUAGACGUACUCGACAUACGUGACAUUCUUAACGUACACAACGCUCUCGACGCACAGUUGAUGUACCAGACGUUCUCAAUGUACCCAACGUUCUCGACACACGUGCCGUUUUCGUCAUAUCCAAUGUACUUGAUAUAUACGACGUUCCCGACACUUUUGAUGAAUUUACUCAACAAUCUCAAAGUACAUGAAAUUCUUGACGUACGCAACGUUCUCAGCGUAUGCAACAUAGUUGACGUACCCAACGUACUCGACAUACGUGACAUUCUCAACGUACACGACGCUCUUGAUGCACUUAAUGUACCCGAAGAACCUGACGUACUCGAUGUACCUGAUGUUCUCGACAUACACGACGAUCUCCACAUAAACAACAUUCUCAACAUACAUGAUGUUAUCAAUGUACGCAACGUUCUCGGCAUGUGCUGUUUUCGGACAUACCCGAUGUAGGCGAUGUUCACGACGUGUGCGACGCUCUCGACGUACUCAGUGUACGCAACGUUCUCACCAUAUGCGACAUUCUCAAUGUACCCGACGUUCUCAAUGUGUCCGACACUUUUGAUGAACAAUCUUGACGUUUUGGACGUACAUGAUGAACUCGAUGAUCUCAUCAAUCUCAUCGUUCUCAACUUACUCGACGAUCUCGAGGUACAUGACAUUCUUGACGUAUUUGACAUUCUCAACGUUCUCGAACGUAUGCAACGUACCCGACGUUCUCGAUGUACGCAACAUUCUUUACACGUAUUUAACAUUUUCAACGUUCUCGAAGUACGUGACGAACUUGGAUGAUCUCAUUAAUCUCGACGUCCUCGACGUAUUCAACAAAUUCGACGUACUUGACGAUCUUGACGUCCUCGACAUCUCCCCACCACCCAACCCAACGUUUUGUACUGACAGCCCCGUACUCCCAGUAGGUUUUUUAUAAUUCGUAUGUAGAGUACGUAAUAGCAGAAACACCCGCGAGGAUGGUCUCUACGGUGACGACUACUGAACGUGAAGCAGAACAGAGUUUUACUCCAACAAACUCUUGAACAAACAGCCUCUUAGCUCUUUAACCCUUUACAGGACACCCACUGAAAUACUUGGAAAUUCUAAAUUUCAACCCGAGAGUGUUAUUCCGGACCCAUGAAGGGUUAAUUGAGACAUUAAAUUUAUUAUGUCACUAAUUAACUCGCCAUAUAACGCAUCUUGUUUGCUUGCUUGGUAAAGAACAUCCUCGAGGGCACUAGUACUUUUAUUCUAUUAAUACCAACGCAUGCGUGCCAUCUUUAAAGGUUUUCUCCACAGUAGUGUAGCGACAGGAGAAGAAGCUAAAAGUAUUUGCAGCAUGGAGCUAAUGCGGCUCAUCUUUUUUUUUUUUUUUUACGCCACUAAUGAACAUUAAACGUUCGCAUGCAAACACUCGGCAGUGAGCCUGAAUUAGCAUGUGAUGCUUCUCGGAUGAAGGAUUUCAAGUGGUGAUUUUUCAAAAAAACUGUUCCAAAGUCUUGGUUAAGACUGUCGAUCAUGCAAAAGCAACACUGGAGCUCACACUGAAUGUAAAUAAAAUAAAAAAAAUAGACAGGCAGCUUUACUUUAUGCGAUUUAAACGUAGCUUAAUCCUCUAAAAAGCAAAUUUUUUCCGAGAUGAUCAGUUGUAGCUACGGAUCUUCCUGCUGUACAUCAAUCACUAAGAUUUUAAAGCAUGAUAUUGUUUUUUUUUGUUUGUUUUUUUACAUGAAAGAAAUAUUAUAAAUGUAAUAUAUGUAAAUUAGCUGUAGCACAGAACAAUGCACCAACUAACUUUCAUCAGCCACUUUGCAGUCACUGCAGUUGGGAUUUUAACAUGGUGUUAUUUCAAUUUCUUCACCUUAAAUGCACAUUUCUGUGAUAUAGUAAAGAGAACAUUUUAAAGUAAUAUGUCAAAAGUAGUGCUAUGUUGUCAAAAUGAACAAAUCCAACCUUGAACCAAGAAAGAAAAUGGCUCCGUUAUCGUUUCUCUAAUCCUCAAACUUUAUUCUUAAAUGUUACUUUUUUUCUUUUUAUUCAGGAGGUGAACACAUGAAUAUUGAUGUCAUUGCUUUUCCAAGGAUAUUUUCUCCCUAUGCAGCUGCACUCAUGUCCCAAAUCAGCGUUUGUGUGAAGCCUUCUGAUAUUCGAUAGUUUUGUUUUAGCUUACAGAUGCACCGGGGACUCGUUUCUUUAGGUUUUUUUUUUUGUAAGUGGUGAAUGUAUUUUUUUGACUUCUUUUGCUAACGAACAAACGUACUGUGUAAUUCCAAACAAUCCUUUAUUAAAAACUAUUUUGAACUGGGAUAGGAGCAAACCGCCGACCUUUGUGUUUUUUUUUUUUUUUUUUUUGUAGUACGAUGUUUCCUCAGCUCUGAUUUGAUUUCUCCUUUGAAUGUGAAAUGUCCCAAAAACUGCAACACUUCCUUAGUUAUGGAGUUCAAAUUAAAAUCUUUUAAAUGA